Balaenoptera acutorostrata (minke whale) is the source of this 2760-nucleotide messenger RNA. RefSeq names its product AT-rich interaction domain 5A (gene ARID5A). The transcript has 7 exons. Gene Ontology annotation, molecular function: transcription cis-regulatory region binding. The record is from RefSeq and is a predicted model, not a curated record. Gene Ontology annotation, cellular component: nucleus. The coding region runs from base 117 to 1898 and encodes 593 amino acids. Gene Ontology annotation, biological process: regulation of transcription by RNA polymerase II. NCBI's taxonomy places the organism in Eukaryota, Metazoa, Chordata, Mammalia, Artiodactyla, Balaenopteridae.
GCCGCGGGGAGGCGGCUGGCAAGCUGCGCGGCGGGUCAGUCGCGCGGAGAGCGCGGGGUCGGGAGGCAGGAGUGUGCGGAGGGUCUCGGGCUGGAGCUGCGGGACGUCGCCGGGCCAUGGCACCUCCUGUCAAAGGCAAAAGGAAACAGUCAGAGGACGGUGACCCCCUAGACCCACCUGUGUCUCCUCCACCCGAUGCUGAGCAGAACAGGAGCCAGAGCCCCGUCCAGCUGGAGGACUCCCCCGAGGCAGGCGGGGAGCGGGAGGAGGAGCAGGCCUUCCUGGUCAGCCUCUACAAGUUCAUGAAGGAGCGACACACGCCCAUCGAGAGGGUGCCCCAUCUCGGCUUCAAGCAGAUUAACCUGUGGAAGAUCUACAAGGCUGUGGAGAAGCUGGGGGCCUAUGAGCUGGUGACUGGCCGCCGCCUCUGGAAGAACGUGUAUGACGAGCUGGGGGGCAGCCCGGGCAGCACCAGCGCCGCCACGUGCACGCGCCGCCACUACGAGAGGUUGGUCCUCCCAUACGUGCGGCACCUGAAGGGAGAGGAUGACAAGCCCCUACCCCCCUCCAAGCCCAGGAAGCAGUACAAGAUUGCCAAGGAGCCUCGGGGGGAUGACGGGGCCACUGAGAGGCCAAAGAAAGCCAAGGAGGAGAAGCGGGUGGACCAGAUGAUGCCAGGAAAGACCAAAACAGAUGCCCCUGACCUGGCAAGGCUUCCUAGCCAGGAGCCCUCCAGGGACAGCAUGGAACAGCAAGGCCCAGCCCCUGGGCCCUCUCUGCCCUUCGUGGGUGCCAGCGGCUGCCCUGAGGCCUACAGGCGGCUUCUGUCCAGCUUCUACUGCAAAGGGACACAUGGUAUCAUGUCACCACUGGCCAAGAAGAAGCUUCUGGCCCAGGUGAGCAAGGCGGAGGCCUUGCAGUGCCAGGAGGAGGGCUGUCGCCACGGGGCAGGUGGGGAGUCCCAGGCACCCCCAGCUAUUCGGCCCCUGGAGAAUCCCCGGAGCCCAGGAGGGCCGGCCGAGAACCCCAGGCACCGGCUGACGCCUCCGGAGGGAACACAGGGCCCUGGUGGCAGCCUCAAGGAGGAGGCUCAGGUGGGCCCUCGCCCGUCGGCCCCCAUCUUCACUGGCUGCUUCCAUGCCUACCCCACCGAGGUGCUGAAGCCUAUCAGCCAGCACCCCCGGAACUUCUUCCCCAGUCUUAAAGAUGGGGUGUUAUUAGGGCCUCCUAGCAAAGAGGAGGGGCUGCCAGCCAAAGAGCCCCAGCUGGUGUGGGGCGGGGAUGCCGACCACCCCUCUGCAUUCCACAAGGGCGGCUCCAGAAGGGGCGGCCUCUACCCCAAACCCAAAGCCUGCUGGGUGUCCCCCAUGACCAAGGUCCCUGCCGAGAGCCCCGUGCCCCUGACCACCUUCCCAAGCAGCCCAGGCCUGGGCAACAAGCGCAGCCUGGAGGAAGAGGGCUUGGUCCAUGGCGGCAAAAAACUGCGGGCAGUGUCUCCCUUUCUUAAGGAGGUGGAUACCAAGGAGUGCGGGACCAAGUCUGUGGGGCCCGACUUGGCCGUCUCCUGCCUGCUGGGCCCGGCCCUGGGGCCCACCCUUCCAGAGGCCUACAGGGGCACCAUGCUGCGCUGCCCACUGAACUUCGCCAGCACCCUGGACCCCUUAAAGGGCCAGGCCACACUCCCUUUCAGCCCCCUGGUCAUCCCGGCCUUCCCAGCCCACCUCCUGGCCACUGCAGCACCCUCACCCGUGGCCGCUGGCCUGAUGCACUUCCCCCCCGCAUCCUUCAACAGUGCCCUGCGCCACAGACUUUGCCCAGCCUCGUCUGCGUGGCACGUGCCACCUGCCACAACCUAUGCAGUGCCCCACUUCUCCUUCCACCUCAACACCAAGCUGUAGGCCUGAGCCCGUAACACUGUGCACAGGGUCUGACUCAGCCUGGGAUGGGUAGGCACUGCCAAGGGUCUCUGGGCCGGAGCCCACUCCUCAGGAGAACUCGGCUGUGCCUGACGCAGGGACGCGCCCUCGGCUUGGGAGCCUGGCCCGAAGAGAAGCAGUGAGAAAAGUGGGUUUAUCUCUCAAGGAGGCAGCCUGAGCCCAGGAGCUGGGGGCCCAGUGGUUGCAAGGCCUUGGGAGAAGAUGUUAAGGCUGACGGCUCCCAGCCGGGGCCCCAGAGCAGAGGCCAGGGGCGGGGUGAGGGGUCGAGGGGCUGGUUAGCAGCGUGAGGCAUCCAGGCUGCCUGCGGAAAAGCCAAUAAAACACCUGUGAAUCCACGCAGCCCUGAGGUAUGUGUGGCGUGGACCUUUGCAAGGGCAAGGUGGGGGCAUCCUUGCGGGCAGCGCCUCCCACAGGGUGACACAGGGGAGCCAAGGAGAGGGACCUGCCCAGCACCUGCUCGGGCCUGGGAUGCCAUCACCCCGAUGAAGAGUGGGACCCAGAGCCAAACCCAGCCUCCCGCUCAUACCUCAGCAGGCUGUGCCCUUCAUCCUGUGCCUUCAAUCCGCUUGGCUAGUUGCGCCUCAGGACAGCUGCCUUUUACCUACCUCAUGGUACAGGUGGGGGCCUGAGGCUCAGAGAGGGCUGGGGACGUGCCCAGGUUCCCCCGCAGGUAAGUGGGGGAGCAGAGCUGUGCACUCGGGCGUGACUCCAGUGCUCUGAGCUAAGCCACAGGGCCUGGCUGGCGGGAUGCCCUGCAGCACCCCUGGGGGCUGAGGGCGUGAGCAGGAAGCGCUGGUCCGCCCUGGUGGUGGACGCAGACUUG